GGUUUUUGAUUCUUACUAUUUUUUCUCUCUCUGGUCUCUAUCCAUCAAAACCAAAUUAUCUGGAAACUGAGUACAUCUUGUUUUCUGCUCAUUCCUUUCUCUCUCUCUUUCAACGAUGAAGAGUAGUACUCUAGUUAUGAUGAUGAGAAGAUCUUUAGUUUAUCUCUUGGGACUUUCAUGCCUUCUCACCUCUGUAAACGGUUUACUUUCUUCUAAUGGAGUUAACUUUGAAGUGCAAGCUUUAAUGGACAUAAAAGCUUCAUUACAUGAUCCUCAUGGUGUUCUUGAUAGCUGGGAUAGAGAUGCUGUUGACCCAUGUAGUUGGACAAUGGUCACUUGUUCUUCAGAAAACUUUGUUAUUGGCUUACUGUUGCAGAACAACAACAUAACAGGAAAAAUUCCUUCUGAGAUUGGUCGGCUCACAAGGCUUGAGACUCUUGAUCUCUCUGAUAAUUUCUUCCACGGUGAAAUUCCAUCUUCAUUAGGCCAUCUUACAAGCUUGCAAUACAUGAGGCUUAAUAACAACUCUCUCUCUGGAAUAAUUCCUCUGUCACUAUCCAACAUGACUCAGCUUGCCUUACUUGAUUUAUCAUACAACAAUCUUAGUGCUCCAGUUCCAAGAUUUGCUGCAAAGACCUUUAGCAUCGUUGGGAACCCACUUAUUUGUCCCACGGGUAAGGAACCAGACUGCAAUGGAACUACACUGAUACCAAUGUCUAUGAACUUGAAUGAUACUGGAGCUCCUUUAUACACCAGUAGAUCCAAGAAUCACAAAAUGGCCAUAGCUGUAGGAGCUAGCGUGGGGAUUCUAUCAAUGAUCUUCAUUGCUGUUGGUUUGUUUCUAUGGUGGAGACAAAGACAUAACGAAAACACAUUCUUUGAUGUUAAAGAUGGGCAUUACCAUGAGGAAGUUUCACUAGGAAACUUGAGGAGGUUCGGUUUCAGGGAGCUUCAGAUUGCAACAAAUAACUUCAGCAGUAAGAACUUAUUAGGGAAAGGUGGCUAUGGGAAUGUUUACAAAGGAAUACUUGGAGACAGCACUGUAGUUGCAGUGAAGAGGCUUAAAGAUGGGAAUGCAUUAGGAGGAGAGAUUCAGUUUCAGACAGAAGUAGAAAUGAUCAGUUUAGCUGUUCACAGAAACCUCUUAAGACUCUAUGGCUUCUGCAUCACGCAAGCUGAGAAGCUUCUUGUUUAUCCUUACAUGUCUAAUGGAAGUGUAGCAUCUAGAAUGAAAGCUAAACCGGUUCUUGAUUGGAGCAUUAGGAAGAAGAUAGCUAUAGGAGCUGCAAGAGGGCUUGUGUAUCUCCAUGAGCAAUGUGAUCCCAAGAUUAUCCACCGUGAUGUCAAGGCAGCUAAUAUACUUCUUGAUGAUGACUGUGAAGCUGUGGUUGGUGAUUUCGGUUUGGCUAAACUCUUGGAUCAUCAAGAUUCUCAUGUCACAACUGCCGUGAGAGGCACGGUAGGUCACAUUGCUCCUGAGUAUCUCUCAACUGGUCAGUCCUCUGAGAAAACCGAUGUUUUCGGGUUUGGGAUUCUACUUCUUGAGCUUGUAACGGGUCAAAGAGCUCUUGAGUUUGGUAAAGCGGCUAACCAGAAAGGUGCUAUGCUUGAGUGGGUUAAGAAGAUACAUCAAGAGAAGAAUCUUGAGGUGCUUGUGGAUAAAGAGUUGCUGAAGAAGAAGAGCUAUGAUGAGAUUGAGUUAGAGGAAAUGGUGAGAGUAGCUUUGUUGUGUACACAGUAUUUGCCUGGACAUAGACCUAAAAUGUCUGAAGUUGUUAGAAUGCUGGAAGGAGAUGGACUUGCAGAGAGAUGGGAAGCUUCUCAAAGAUCAGACAGCGGUUCGAAGUAUAGCAACAAUAGGGUCAAUGACUUGAUGUCGUCAUCUUCAGAUAGAUACUCUGAUCUUACUGAUGACUCUACUUUACUUGCGCAAGCCAUGGAACUCUCUGGUCCGAGAUGA
Molecule: messenger RNA, 1960 nt
Organism: Eruca vesicaria subsp. sativa (arugula)
Lineage: Eukaryota; Viridiplantae; Streptophyta; Magnoliopsida; Brassicales; Brassicaceae
Source: the annotation of a GenBank genome assembly